This is a messenger RNA of Aphanomyces invadans, 2725 nucleotides long. RefSeq lists its product as hypothetical. Gene Ontology annotation, cellular component: nucleus; NELF complex. Gene Ontology annotation, molecular function: protein binding; RNA binding. The record is from RefSeq and is a predicted model, not a curated record. Gene Ontology annotation, biological process: negative regulation of transcription elongation by RNA polymerase II. NCBI's taxonomy places the organism in Eukaryota, Oomycota, Saprolegniomycetes, Saprolegniales, Verrucalvaceae. The coding region runs from base 43 to 2031 and encodes 662 amino acids. The transcript is spliced from 8 exons.
UCGGAUUCGAUUCAAUUGGGGCGGAGAGGUAGCCCGCGCAGGAUGGCGGUGUGGACCGAGCACAAGACGAAGGACGGGCGAUCGUACUUCUACAACAAGCAUACGAAGGAAAGUGUGUGGGAGAGGCCGGAGGGCUUCGUGUCCAAGGCAGUCGAGGCGUCCGCGACGAACCUGACACCGGAGUGGGAGGAACGCAUGGACAAGAAGACCCAACGUCUAUACUACUACGACAGGGUGAACAAGAUCAGUCAAUGGAUCAAACCUGAUGGAGACGUGCACAUCACGAGCUAUGUGAACAAGGACCGCGAGAGUAAGACGGAUGGGUCGUCGACAACCACAACAGCUACCGAGAACGUUGCAACUGACGGAGCGGCGAUAAAUGCGACAGAUAUUGCAAGUGCAUCCAAAGAGAGUACAUCGACUGCAAAGGGGUCUUCAAAUGAGUCGUCGGUGAAAAAGCACCAUCACCAUCAUGCGCGCAAGGACUUUGAGAAGAAACCCGACGACGAUGACGAGAACACCGACGACCUCGCAACAUCCAAAGCCGACGGCGCGAAGUCGUCCCUUCAAGAAUGGGAAGGUGACGAAGAUGACUCAUCCAAGUCGAAGAAACGAAAGAAGCGGGACAAGGGUGCCUCGUCGACCAAAUCCAAGGCGAAGAAACUUCACAAGCAAGGAGACUUCCAACGAGCCAAAAAGUCCACGUCGACCAUCAUCCGUGAUUCUUUCGACGUUGCUGGAGGACUUCAGGUCUCGAUGGAGAGCACAGACGAAGCAAACCAGUUGCUGCAGUUACUUGGCAAGACCGACUCGAUCAUGGAGCUCGAUAUUCUCUCCACAAUUAACGGGUUCCUGCGCACACACCCCGACGCAAACGGACCUGAAAUGCUGGUGAAACAAUUGUCGACGGCAUAUCGCGGCCAUGCGCAAAUGUGCCGGCUGCUUGGAUCGUGGCUCGAUGCGUCCAUCCCAGAAACGAAAUCCUCCCGAAUGAGUCUGGCAAAAACACCGGACAACGACGUCGAUGCUGACACGCUCAUCUUUCACGCGCUCAAGCAGGCCAUCAUGGACCGCUACGACCCGAAACUUCUGUCGAACGUCCUGAGCGACUCGAUUGCCGAGCCAGAGUGGCUCAACACCAUGUUGCACGAUCGCAAGUGGCGCCUCAUGCUCAUUGAACUCGCUGAAAAACACAAAACGUGCAGUUUACUGCAGUACGCGAUUCGUCGCAUCUCGGAAGCUGGUCAUCACAAGGAAAUCGCCUCCAUCACAAACGCCAACGACGUGUUCCCAGUCUUCAAUGCGAUCGUCGCCGACAUCCUCAAGCGGAUUCCGUUCGCUGGCGUCGAUGACGUGCGGGAAGACUACCGCGCGUUGGAAAAGAUCUGCGCCCAUGCCGCAUACUUGUACAUGUACACGCAAGAAGCGCUGCUCGUCCUGAACGAGGCGCUGUGCAAAGACCCGACGAUGCAACCAGCGCGUUCCAAGCUUGAACGCCUUCGCCAGUCCCUCCACGAAACGGUCUUGGUAAAACAUGGCGCACAGAAACUGGACGCCCUUCAUGUUGUCAAGCGCGCCGCCAUCGCUCGACCGUACCCUGCUCUCUCCGAAGCCAUCAGUCUGGUGCUUCAGGAAAACAAGUGCUCCCUCGCCGCCUGUGAGCUCCUCAAGACUGUGUACACGUCUUCGACGCCACCUCCCGUCGCGCAUCUGCGCGAGCAUGUCAUUCUGCAGCGGCUCACGACUGCCUUGUUUCACCCGUACGAAGCGAUGGAGAAUGCCGCCCACCGCACCGCCUGCGCGUUUGUUUUGGCGUAUGCUGCCACCGUCCAGGAUCCACGCCCGCUUCUAGCGACCACCACGACGGACACGUUGGAAUGGAGCGACGAGCACGUCCAAGGGAUUGCCGCCGCGCUGGAAGCCGCUUCCAUUGUUUGCAAAUCGGAAACCACGUUGAGUUACAACGUACGGGAGAGCAAUCGUUGGAUGCUCAAGCACGUGAGGUUCUUACGAGGCAUUGUGUUGGCGUAGAUGAACGAGUCGGACGCAGUGGACAAGUUGGUGCGGUCCAUGGCGAUCCCCGUCGUGUCGAUGGGCAUUCUGCACUGGUUGCAGCUCCUCCUCGCGUCGAAAACGUUUUACAACGGCCCGUUCUUCCACGCGGCGUUUCCAGUGUUGCUGAAUCUGCUUCGGCAAGCGAUCUCCCUUCACGUGGCGCAAUGGCCAACGGUGUUUCAAGUCCUCGUCACGGCGGUGCGCCUACAACCCGAAUCCAACCCGGUCAAAGUUCUCGAAACGAAGAAGGAGACGCUGAGGUGCUUGGUUCACCUCAUGACGUGUGGGUACAUCUUCCCUGUGCUGCAUUUCAUCGCGACGCAAACCGACGACUUGGACCAAGCCUUGCUGCGCAACUUUAUACAACUCGUGCUUGCGCGGAUCGCGCCACCGUAUUCGCUUCGAUUCACGACUGCGUUGAGUCGAAUUCUUGUGCAUCCGAAAGUGUCCCAAGCUCUGCGGACAUGCCCUGCCGAGACCAAAACCAAGCUCAAGGAGUUUGUUCACGUGUGUCAAGCAGAAGAUGGGCUUGCCACCGAAAUCCGCCAUAUCCUUCGAGACUGCUAUGAGGAUAAUUAAAAUCGCAUGCAUCGUCCGUCUCCCCCGCCGCUGCCGUGCGCCGCCGUUGGCGACGUCAUGCAUGCUUCCAAUGUAUCUGGAUCUGUGACGC